Molecule: messenger RNA, 1497 nt
Organism: Microdochium trichocladiopsis
Lineage: Eukaryota; Fungi; Ascomycota; Sordariomycetes; Xylariales; Microdochiaceae
Exons: 3
Coding region: 42-1121 (359 amino acids)
Biological process (GO): nucleobase-containing compound metabolic process
Molecular function (GO): nucleic acid binding; 3'-5' exonuclease activity
Source: RefSeq, a predicted model, not a curated record
CUUUAGGCGAAGAUGAGCCAGACACAAGCAAAUGGGCUGCUAUGCGUCGUUCCUACAUAAACAGCCCAGUCACAUUCCAAAUGAACCGAUCACGUCACCCAGCCAGCAUGGGUACUCGGUAUCCAGAUGUGAAAUUCGAUCCGAGCGCCAUCGCUGGUCCGGAGGGUUCCAGUAAUUCCAUUGCAAAUACGGCAUCUAGCAACAUAGCGGACAUUCCGACUUCCUUCAUCAGCUCUACAGCGGCGAUGUCUAACCUCGUCGACAUACUGUCUCAACUCGAAACCGACUUGCCAUCCAUAUACGUUGACCUUGAAGGAAUAAAGCUGUCCCGUGAGGGGUCGAUUUCCAUUUUGACCCUCAUGCUUCACCCGUCUGCGACUCAGAAACACGUCUACCUCAUCGACGUCCAUACUCUAGGCGGACUUGCCUUCAAUACUUCAGGAAAGAACGGCGUGACUAUGAAGGACAUCCUCGAGGAGCCAACCAUCCCCAAAGUCUUCUUCGACGUCCGUAACGACUCUGACGCGUUGUACGCUCACUUCAACAUUGCUCUCCAGGGAGUUGAGGAUGUGCAACUGAUGGAGAAUGCUUCGCGACGAAGCGGGGCAUCCAAGAGAUUUCUCAACGGCCUUGUCAAAUGCGUUAAGUAUGAUGCAGCCAUCGGUUAUCGACUCUUCCGGAGCUGGAACCAGGCAAAGUUCGAUGGAGAGCUCCUAUUUGAUCCAAAAUGGGCGGGAGGCUCGUAUCAAGUUUUCAAUUUACGCCCGCUGCCAACCAAGAUUACAGCCUAUUGUAUCGGAGACGUGCAAUACCUGCCGCAUUUGAGGGAUGUUUACUGGGGCAAACUUACGGCCCCGUGGAAGGUGAAGGUGGGAGAAGAAACGAAGAACCGUGUGCUACAAUCUCAGUUGCCUGGUUAUCAGCCUUGCGGUAGUGACAGAGCGCUUGGCCCAUGGCAGGAUAACGAGACUAUCAUUGGGAGCCUUUGGAACCAGCACGACAGCUUAGAGGAUCCUUGGGAUGACUGGCAGGCUGAGAACGACGAUGACUGGUUUGAUACUCGUGAUGAUAAUGAUUACGAGGAUUGGACGAGAGUGCCAUGGCAGGGUCCUCCCUCUUAGCUUGUCUAGGGACGUAAGGGAGAUGGACUGAAUUGGUCAAACUCGAUAACGGGGUAAAUAGCGCCAGAUGAACGUUGUCUGCCCACGCUUCUAUAGCACACGUCACAGAAUCCUUGCUCGUUUAUAAAUUGAACCACUGUCGGCGACUCAUGGCAUUCGAGACAAGAAUGUUGGUCACAGUAAUCUUUAUAUCCAGACAUGGUCUGGCAGUGAGCUUUUGGCAUGUUUUUUGAUUGCUUGUGACGUUAUUCAACCAAAGGCCAACUUUGUCCCCAUGACUGCAAUCAUCUCCCGGAUCCGCCAUAAUGGCCGGCCGAGUGUCAAGUGAGCGGAUGUAUGACAAACGUUGUUACUUCUAGCAGACGUGAUCAUGAAG